CGAGAACCAACAAAGCUGCCAGUUAUGGUUUACAUCCACGGCGAGUCUUAUGAUUGGAAUUCUGGCAAUCCAUAUGACGGUAGUGUCCUAUCCAGCUUUGGUGGCGUCGUGGUAGUAACAAUCAACUAUCGAUUAGGUGUAUUGGGGUUUCUACCUGCAUUUGACGGUACUGCACGAGGUAACUAUGGAUUAAUGGAUCAGGUAGCAGCCUUGCAUUGGAUUCAAGAGAACAUAGCUGAAUUUGGUGGCGACGCAAACAAUGUUACUUUAUUUGGGCAAGGACAUGGAGCAGCUUGUGUGAAUUUUCUAAUGAUUUCACCAAUGGCAAGAGGUUUGUUUCAACGAGGUAUAAUGCAAAGUGGAUCAGCGCUUAGUCCUUGGGCGCUAGCUCGUGACGCUGCAACCCAUACACGAUACUUAGCAUCCGUUCUCGACUGUCCUACGAGAGACAACACAGCUUUGGUCGACUGCAUUCGGCAACGCUCAAUCGCGGACAUCAUGAGGGUUCAGUUGGACAUCCCCGACUAUCUGACAGCAUUCGGACCGACAAUAGACGGCAUAGUUAUACCAAACGAGCCCGCAAUCCUUAUGAAAAACUACAAGGACCUAUUCGGUCAAUAUGAUCUUCUGUUUGGUGUGACUAAAGUCGAAUCCUACUUCCGGUUUUCGGCCCACGAAGAGAAAUUCGGGAUUGAUUCCGUUCGCAGAGAUCGAAUAUUUCGAACGUUGGUGAGAAAUGUUUUUACAUUCCAUUUGCAGGAAAUUUAUUUAACAAUUUUAAACGAGUACACUGACUGGCUGCAUCCUGAACAGCAUCCGUUGAAUAUUUUUGAGACUACUGUGGAAGCUCUUAGUGAUGUACUGACUGUUGCUCCGAUGCUUAAAGCUGGGAAUUAUCACUCGGUGUCACAUGCUUCUAAGACUUUUUUCUAUGUAUUUGAUCACCAGACUGAAGAAAGUGAUUAUUCACCUAGAAUGGGGUGUGUUAGUGGAGAAGAAAUGAAUUAUGUUUUUGGAGCACCUCUUGUGUCCAGUCUGUCGCAUUUUAGCACAAACUACACCAGGUCAGAGUAUUCCUUAUCACGAUCUGUGAUGACGUACUGGACCAAUUUUGCAAAAAAUGGAGAUCCAAACGUUAUUUUCAAUGACGAAGACGUGGAAAGCGAAGAUAGGGAUUCAGCAAGAUACAACAUAGUUAGUUGGCCGCAGUAUGACAGGUUGCAUCAAAGAUAUAUUUUUAUUAGUUUAAAAUCAAAAGGGAAAGAUCAUUACCACUCUCAUCGUCUGUCUUUCUGGUUACAUCUCAUCCCAUCCCUCAACAGACCAGGAGAAGGAAAUCUAAGCUACGAACAUCACAUGUUGGACGACCACAACAACCUUCGCACUUACGAUGGCAAAGUGCGGGACAGACCUGUUAAUCUUUCUCGAAUCCUACCAGAAGACAUUUUCUUCCCACCUCCCAUGCACAUGCCAUCUGAAGCUCAUGUCCCCCAAUCAACCACACAAUCACCUGAUGCCACCACCAGCCGCAGACAAGUAACUAUCAAGCUCAAUAAUGUUGGUGUAACUCAAGUGGAUAGUUAUGAAAAUGCGUCUGGUAUUCUAGACGAUAGUGGGAGUACCGUGCCAUCCACUAACGAGAGGACUACUACAGCAUCCACGAGUCCUUUUGACAUGGGAGUUUAUUCCACUGCGCUUAGUGUUACGAUAGCUGUUGGGUGUUCUUUGCUCAUUCUGAAUGUGCUUAUCUUCGCUGGUGUGUAUUACCAGCGGGAUAGGAACAGGAUGGAACUAGCUCUGCAAAAAGCCAAUUUCCAACAACAACAACAAAUGGGAAAUAGACCUGACCAAGGAGGCAAUGUCGAUCCUUCAGCACAGUUGGGUAGUACAAGCAAGCAUCCUGUUAGAGCUCCACCGCCAUCUCCAGUUGGACAGUAUCUUCAGGUUCAGGACUUUACGUAUCCAACCAUGAAUCCGAGUCAGUAUCUCAACUCGCUUCCACCGAAGCACCAGGGGAUAUCGAUGAUGGGGCCACCCUCAAUCACAAACACGCCCAAACUGGAUCCGCAAGGAACCCCAGAGGCUCAACCACUGCUGCCUCAAAAUCAGAGUGAGGUGAGGAUGAUGAGUCAUAUGUGGCCACCACCAAAUCAGGAGAUCUCUGUGUGA
This is a messenger RNA of Uloborus diversus, 2169 nucleotides long. RefSeq names its product neuroligin-3-like. Gene Ontology annotation, molecular function: signaling receptor activity; neurexin family protein binding. The transcript is spliced from 6 exons. Gene Ontology annotation, cellular component: postsynaptic membrane; synapse; cell surface. The coding region runs from base 25 to 2169 and encodes 714 amino acids. Gene Ontology annotation, biological process: synaptic vesicle endocytosis; neuron cell-cell adhesion; chemical synaptic transmission. The record is from RefSeq and is a predicted model, not a curated record. Lineage: Eukaryota; Metazoa; Arthropoda; Arachnida; Araneae; Uloboridae.